Auxenochlorella protothecoides is the source of this 1458-nucleotide messenger RNA. RefSeq lists its product as hypothetical. The record is from RefSeq and is a predicted model, not a curated record. The transcript has 3 exons. NCBI's taxonomy places the organism in Eukaryota, Viridiplantae, Chlorophyta, Trebouxiophyceae, Chlorellales, Chlorellaceae. Bases 1 to 1458 code for a protein of 485 amino acids.
AUGCCCCUGCACUCAGACCCCUGGCUGGCCCACGGCCACACACGUGCAGACGAGCAGCGGGACAUCGUGGACUGGGCGCGGUACCAUGAAGCCCUGGGCGUGGACCGGAUCUAUGUGGUGGACUCCGGGGAGUCCCUGAGGCCCGUGCUGGAGGGUGCGGGCCUGGUCCAGUCGGGCCUGGUGCGACACAUCCUUGCCAGCAACGCGACAGAGCUGCAGGAGGACAUCCUCAACACCACAGGGCGCCUGAUCAAUGCCAAAUACAAGCAGCUCCUGGCCUACUCCCUCUGCCUGCGCGAUUUCCGGCUCCAGCACCGCUGGAUGGCCUUCAUCGACGCGGACGAAUACCUGACAGUGCGGGAGGCCAAUGCCACGCUGGUCUCCAUCCUGGCCGACUACGAGGCCUAUGGUGGGGUGGGCGUGAACUGGCGGAUGUAUGGUGCGGGCGGGCGGCUGGAGCGCCCGCGCACCCCCGCCCCCGACGCCUACCAUUCCUGCUACCCCGUGGGCGAGCCGGAGAACGUGCACAUCAAGACGGUGGCCAACACGGCCUACGUGGCGCGCGCCGGCGGCGCACACCACGCCGAGUACCGGCGCGGGUACUAUGCGGUGACCACCGACCGGCGGCGGGUACUGGGGCCCAAGUCGGCGGCCCCCGUCUACGAUCGCCUGGUCCUGCGCCACUACGUCAGCAAGAGCCUGUGGGACUACAGCCAGAAGAUCCUGCGCGGCUCCGGCAUGUCGCGCGUCAAGACCAUGCCCUACUUCCACCACGUCCAGAUCCGCGCCUGGCAGGACUGCCGGCGCGCCGCGGCCUGGCCGGACGGCGGGCCGGAGCAGGUCGCGCCCGCCACCAUGCUCCGCGCUUUCCCCCUGGACGCCGAGGGGAACGCCCUGUCCUGGGAAGCCGCGCUUGCCACGAGCCGCGCUGCGGGCGGGGCACGUGGUGAGGAGGCGGUGAGAGUGGGAACCGGCCACAUCCCUGAUGUGGCAGGGACAGGAGCAGGCGCCGUGGCAGCGAGUGCAGAGACAGGUGGCGCGGCGACAGGAGGUGGCGCGAUGGAGAGUGCAGGAACAGGCGGCAUUGCGGCAGAGGGCACCGUGGCAGGAGGCGCUGUGACAGGAGGCGCCGUGGUAAAGAGCGCAGUGGCAGGAGGCGCGGCGGCAGAGGGUGCAACGAUCGGAGGCGCGGCGGCAGAGGGUGCAACGAUCGGAGGCGCAGCGGCAGAGAGCGCCCUGACAGAGGGCGUGGUCGCAGAUCGCACGACGGCAGGGGAGGUGUCCACCAAUGCGACAUCGGCGGCCGGCACAAGUGCCGGCGGCGCAACAGCAGUCCCCGCAGGACCUGGUGCUGCAAUCGGAUCGCCUGGAACGCCCGCUGGCGCCAUGGUGGCCAGCGGCAUGGCCGCAAGCUCCGAGGCCUCGGCCCAGACAGGAGCAGCAGACCCCGUAGCUUGA